Cuscuta europaea is the source of this 564-nucleotide messenger RNA. Lineage: Eukaryota; Viridiplantae; Streptophyta; Magnoliopsida; Solanales; Convolvulaceae. The record is from the annotation of a GenBank genome assembly.
GUCAAAUUAUACUAGGCUAUCGGGGUUAAUGUUGUUGUACAAUAUUAAAGGGAAACAUGGGUGGUCUGAUCAAGGAUUCACGGCUUUAUUAGAAGCUCUUUCAAACAUAUUACCGGCUGACAACAAUAUUCCUAAGACAAUGUAUGAAGCUAAGAAAAUAAUGAAGGUCUUAGGAUUGGAUUAUCAAAAAAUACAUGCUUGCCGUAAUGACUGCAUCCUUUUUCAUAAGCAACAUAGUGACCUUGAAAGCUGUCCCACAUGUGGCGAAUCUAGGUGGAAAGAAAAAAAAAUGGAGCCAUAACAGCUACCAAUAGAAUUCCGGAAAAAGUGUUGUGGUAUUUUCUUCCAAUUCCUCGGUUCAAGCGUAUGUUCCAAUCACCCCAAACCGCUGAGCACUUGACAUGGCACACAAACCAUCGCAUUAAAGAUGGGAAAUUGCGUCAUCCAGCCGAUGCUCAAGCUUGACAACACAUAGAUAAAACCUGGCCAGAUUUUAGUGAAGAUCCUAGGAAUCUUCGGUUGGCACUUUCAAGUGAUGGAGUAAAUCCGCACAGUUCACUCAGC